UCAUCAGUAAACGUUACUUUCAAAUAAGUUUUUUUAUUUUUUCAGCUGUAGCUUUUUUGUAAGCAUUAAGAAAAGUUCUUAAUUCUUUACUUUCUUUGAUAAAACUAAACCGUCAAUGAUGGACGACUGGGACAGUUGGUCUAUUUUUCUUAGGCAACAAGUUUUACGAACCAAAAUACCCCUCACUUCAGAAGCCAUUAAUGAAAGAACAAAGCUAUUGAGAGGCACAUACAUUCCAUUUGAAAAGUUUCAAUGUGAAACAUUGGAAAUAAUGUUAAACAAGAUUCCAGGUGUGGUAGUAUUUAAGAAUGAUGACAAAUAUUACGUACUAGCUGCACCAACCAAUGAGGAAAAACAUUUUGCGGAUGCUCCACAAAUAACUAGCAUUGAGAAAAAGUUAAACGUUAUCUAUGACCGAUAUUCGCAGAUUAAAUCAAAUGCUAAUAAGAUUAAACCAAAUGUAAAACUUGUCACUCCUAAGGCUAACGAAAAUGAAAAACCACAGAUUGAAUCUCAUGUCGCUCAUACUUGUAUUGCAACAAAAAACAGUAGUAAUUUCAUAUCUGAUAAUAGUACCCAUGGCACAAAGCAGAUGUACUAUAACCCACCAGUACAAGUAAGGAAUACCCAAAGAAAGUUUGUAAAUCUUAAUAGAUCUGUGCCUCAUUCAAAUUUCACCUAUAAAAACUGCAAUCAAUUUUCAUCGAACGGAAAAAAUCAAAGAUCCGUGCAAAAUAGACUACAAGAAUACAAAUCCACACCAGAACCUACACAUGGACCGAAUCAUAGAUGCGCUAAUUUUACCACUCGGGUACUUUCACAGCAUCAAAACCUUAACAAAAAUCUGGAUGAAUCUGUGUUGGCCAUGCCCCUGCAACAAAAAAAUGUGAAUGUCAAUCAAAAUGCCCUCUUACAAGGUGGUAAAGUAAAUUUCAGUCCUGCACAACCUGUAUCACUAAUGCAAGAAUACAAUUGGACCGCUGAUGAUCCACGUUUGUAUUUAUAUUGUUAUACACAAACUAAAAACGUACCUCGGCCAGAAUAUAAACAUUUACAUACUUUAGAUAAUAUAUAUGCUGUAGUGGUUGUUGACUCAAAUACAUACAGUUCGUUUCCUCACAUUGCCCUAUCAAAGGAGGAAGCUGAGAAAUAUGCAGCAAGCUGUGCCUUAGAAAUUUUGUUAGGCAAGAAGACUAUUAAUACAAAUAUUUUUGCUCAUUCACAAAAAGUCAUAAAUUUAGAGGCUUAUGAUGUUCAUUAUAUUACUAAUACCCAGAGUGGUCAUAAGCCACAUUAG
This is a messenger RNA of Copidosoma floridanum, 1297 nucleotides long. RefSeq lists its product as uncharacterized. Lineage: Eukaryota; Metazoa; Arthropoda; Insecta; Hymenoptera; Encyrtidae. The record is from RefSeq and is a predicted model, not a curated record.